Molecule: messenger RNA, 1461 nt
Organism: Aspergillus ochraceoroseus IBT 24754
Lineage: Eukaryota; Fungi; Ascomycota; Eurotiomycetes; Eurotiales; Aspergillaceae
Product: NADH kinase POS5
Exons: 4
Coding region: 1-1320 (439 amino acids)
Biological process (GO): NAD+ metabolic process; NADP+ biosynthetic process
Molecular function (GO): NAD+ kinase activity
Source: RefSeq, a predicted model, not a curated record
AUGCGACCGCUGCUCUCUCGAAUCCGAUUAGUCCAGUCCACACCCGCACGCAACUUUUCUGUUUCAUCGAGGCGCAAUGAGAUUAGAGACAUUGAUGCGCUCCCUCCGCGCUUGAUACCUUCAUACCAAGAGUCGAACGAUAAUGACCUUCUCUCUCUUCAGUGGCCUGCGCCUCCCCGGAACAUUUUGGUCGUGAAGAAGGAGUGUGUCCCGAAGGUGACUGAAUCUCUCAUCGAGUUCAUCAGUCACACAACGUCUACCUACCCCUCCAUCGGUGUUAUAUUAGAACCUAAGGUUGCGGAGGAAAUACACUCGUCGCUGCCGUUUCCCGUUUACUCUGCUCCCCCGGACAAAUUACCAUCUGCAUUGCAUAAGAAAGUGGACCUUAGUGUGACCCUUGGCGGAGAUGGAACGAUCCUACAUGCUUCUUCUCUGUUUGCCACGUGCGCUAAUGUCCCCCCCAUGCUGUCCUUCAGCAUGGGCACGCUAGGGUUUCUCGGUGAAUGGAAGUUUGCGGAAUAUAAACGUGCCUUUCGCGAAGUAUACAUGUCUGGUGCGGGAGUCGGGGAUCGGGCCUCUAUUCUCGGAGCGCCUCAGUCCAUGAACAUGGCGGACGGAUCGCAAGAACCGCAGGGUGAACCCGCGGGGUGGUCAUCGGUUCGUGGGAAGUCUAUGGGGAUUACUCGUGGAACUCGUAUCUUGAUGCGGAAUCGACUCAAAGUUGGGCUCUUUACUGCUGAUGGCAACCCGGUGGAGUCGGCAGAGAACUCGGUACCUAAACGGGGCACGUUGGGUCCCGGGGGGGUAUAUGUAAUGAAUGAAUUACUUUUGCACCGUGGAAAAGAGCCACAUCUUGCCGUGGUUGAUGUAUAUGUUGGUGGACGAUUCCUGACCGAGGCCGUGGCGGACGGCAUGAUCAUUUCAACCCCGACGGGAAGUACAGCCUACAGCCUCAGUAGUGGUGGCAGUAUCGUACAUCCCCUCGUGCCUGCGGUUCUACUGACGCCCAUCUGCGCCCGGAGUCUCAGCUUCCGGCCACUGGUUCUGCCGUCCAGCACCCCGAUUACGCUCCGACUGAGCGAGAAGAACCGGGGACGAGAGCUGGAAGUCAGUAUCGAUGGGGUCAACAUGACCCAAGGGAUGAGGGCGGGGAUGGAAGCGCGGGUGUGGAAUGAAGAGAUGCGCCACGGCAAGAAUGAGUGGCAGGGCGGGGUGCCAUGCGUGAUGCGGAGGAUGAUGGGGGGGGAAGCGCAUGAUGGAUGGGUUGGCGGAUUAAAUGGACUGCUAAAGUUCAAUUAUCCCUUUGGCGAGGAGCCUUGAUUUUCCUUUUUUUUCCUUUUUUUUUAAACACCUAGAUGGGUAGGUGGAUGUUUCUAAUAGUGUUUCCAUAACUAUACUCCGUAUAGAGUUACUUGAUUGAUGAUACCUUGGGAUGAUACAAGUUCCAUAUUCUCUCCGCUC